AUGCCCGACCUCACCCUCAAAAGACCUUUCUUCUCGAGGAAACUCGCUCCAAAUCUUCAUCACCAAUCUCACGAGGACGACAAAGAGCUUGCCUCGAGUCCUCCAUCCAUCGGUGGCCGCAGCUCUCUGACGUGCGAGGACGAACACUAUUCUGCCUUUGCCGGCGAGACCAUCGCAGCUCAGCAACGGUACGUCAGACCAGCCGCAUUUCAAGUCUCUGGAAGGAAAAUGGAAGGAAAAAUGGAAGGAAAAAUGGAACCAGAGUUGUUUCUUUCGAUCAUCCGCACGGCUGCAGGAUUGGAUCUCAAGGACCAUUAUGCGGGUUCCUUGUUUCGAAAGAGACUCAAUGAAAUAGCUGACGCCUACGAGAUACUGAUUUCAUCGGAUGAUAGCGUUCGCGGAAGCGCGAAUACGAUGCCAGGAGAGCGAAUGAAUCCAGUCAUCAUGAAAAUCUGCGGCCACAAGACUUUCCUCGACAUUCGAAACCAACUACUCAAAACGGACGUCGGCGAGCAUAAUACCCAGCGGCGAUUGCGCAGAUUUGUUGACUUUGUGCGUCAAGCUACUCGCGACACCUCGACCGACUUACCCAAGGGUUUGACCUGCGGAUUGUUCGACGCUAUAAACACGAAAGGCGCUGUCGAUGCUCUCAUCAACUCCAUCCGAUGGAAAGAAAGCGACUUGAAGAAACGGGCUGUUCGAGCUCUCGUCAUAAUCUGCGCCGUCACCUAUCCAGAGGAGGUACAGGCUCUUCGAAUUGACCUCCUAGCCUCCGGCAUCGCCAAUCUAGAGCUGAUACGGACUCUUGAACCUCUCGGCACAAUCUUCGCCACCGCCGAACCAGACAAAGGUGCUGACUCUCUGAACACCCAGACAAAAGAUGCUGACUCUCUGAACAUCCAGACGAAGAUGCUGUUCUUCUGA
Messenger RNA from Fonsecaea pedrosoi CBS 271.37, 924 nucleotides. RefSeq lists its product as uncharacterized. Lineage: Eukaryota; Fungi; Ascomycota; Eurotiomycetes; Chaetothyriales; Herpotrichiellaceae. The transcript is spliced from 2 exons. Bases 1 to 924 code for a protein of 307 amino acids. The record is from RefSeq and is a predicted model, not a curated record.